Molecule: messenger RNA, 2082 nt
Organism: Trichobilharzia regenti
Lineage: Eukaryota; Metazoa; Platyhelminthes; Trematoda; Strigeidida; Schistosomatidae
Source: the annotation of a GenBank genome assembly
AUGGAGGUUGAUUUGCCAGAUACAAAUGAGUCUAUAAUUGAUACCAAUACAGACAAUACUUCGGAAUGUCAAGAAGCUCAUCCAGAAACUGUCCAGACAAUGGAUACUGAAGAGACAGUUCCUACUGAUUGUAAUGAUAAUGAUACCGUUAAGAAACAGGAUGGUUCAGAGUGUGAAAUGUUGUUAAAUUCAGAUGAUAAGAAAUCAACAGAAAAUCCUACUCCUACUGUGAAUGUCUAUCGUCCUCCAGUUUGGGCUUUAAAUUGUCCUCCAACUUUAAAUUAUAAACUGGAAGUUAUUAAAAAUGGUUUACAACUCACAGAAUGUACAGUUAAUCUAUCCUCAACAACAUCUACUAUUGAUUCAGAAUCAUCGUGUGAUGAUAAUAGUUUAAGCUAUUGUUUAAUUGGACGUCAGCCACAACCAUAUUAUGCAUCAUUCAAUGAUUUAACUGGACAGUGUAUGACACUUGCUCAUCCUUCUAUAAGUCGAUUACAUGCUGUAUUACAAUAUGGUAAACCACCGCAUUCUGUUGGUAAUGUUCCUGAAGAUGAAAAAGAUACUACUGGAUGGUAUUUAAAAGAUUUGGAUAGUACUCAUGGUACUUUUGUUAAUAAGCGACGAUUACCUCCUGGCCGGUAUGUUCGUAUUCGUGUUGGUUAUGUUUUACGCUUUGGUGGGAGUACACGUUUGCAUAUUUUUCAAGGUCCAGAUGAAGAUACUGAACAAGAAACAAUACAAUCUUGGUCUGAGUUAAAAAAAGCCCAUGAAGAGCGUAAAUUAAUGGCUCUUAAAGAAAAAAUAGACACUUCAACAAAUCAAAAUUCACAAUCUGUUAAACUUGAAUGUGAUUGGGGCAUGUCGUUAGAAGAUCCUACUCCUGAACCAAUUCCAAGCCUACUUCAAUCUGGUACUUGUUUAAGUCAUGAAAAACUUUAUCGUGAUGAUCCAAAACGAGCGUUGAAUGCUUAUUUUGAACGUGAAGGUAUUGAUCCCGUACCACAGUAUGAAUUCGUUGAAGCGCCUUUUGGUAAACAACACUGUAGAAUUGAAUUGCCGUUAAGUUCAGGUACGGUAACUGCAGAAGCUGUUGUUUCCGGUAAACGAAAGGAGGCUGUUGUCGCGUGUGCUUUAGAAGCCUGUCAACUUCUAGAUCGUCUGGGUGAAUUUGAUCCAGAUAAAGAUCGUUCUGGAUCAUCGAAACAUGUUCGAUCACGUGCUUAUUGGGAAGAGAAUGAUUAUUAUUCAUCUGAUGAAGAUACAUUUGUUGAUCGGACAGGAAUUAUUGAAAAAAAGCGUUUAGAUCGUAUGCGUCAAUUAGGCGUUAGUAAUAAUCAUGGGGAUGAUGAAAGUCAGUUAAAUGCUAAAAUGAAAAGAAAUGAAAAAAGGAUAAGUGAAGAUUCAACUAUGCUUUCUAUACUUUCAGAAUUAGAAAAGAUUGGAGAAGAGAUUGUCUCAAUUGAAGAAGAAUUAGCAGCUAUCGAUCGAGAGUUCUCAUCGAAAGAAGCAAAUCCGUCUCAACUGGAUGAAUUAGAAGCUUAUAUGAAUGCAUUGAAAACAUCCUCAUCUAAUCGUGCAAGACGUUCUAAAUUAAAAGCUCGUUUAAUUUCAUUACGUCAAACUGAACUUCAAUUAAUGCAUCGUGCUGGACUUACACAAUUUCGUAGAAAUUUAAAAAAAUCGAAUGGACAAAUCAACAAUUCUGAAUAUAUUUCAUCAUCAGAAGCUGCAGCAGCAGUACGAGCUGCUAAAAAUAAGUUAAAUAAUAAAAAUAACAAUGAUAAUGACAACACUUCAGAAUGUCAUGAGAACACUACUCCUACUAGUACAUCUGAACAAAAGAUUAAAAAUGCUCGAGCUGAUAGAAAUGCAUUAAAACGCAGUUUACAAAAUCAUGCUAGGUCACUGUAUGUAUCUCAAAAGAAGAUUGAGGUUGAUAAACCUUUUGAAGUGGAAAGUGAUGACGAUGAUGAUGAUAAUGUUAUUGAUAAGAAAAAGAAUCAUGAGCAUCGUGAUGAAUGUGAUGAAAAAGAAGUUAAAAUGAGAAAAGGAUUAUCACUGAUGAUUCUGUUGAUUCUAUAA